Molecule: messenger RNA, 1332 nt
Organism: Rhipicephalus microplus (southern cattle tick)
Lineage: Eukaryota; Metazoa; Arthropoda; Arachnida; Ixodida; Ixodidae
Product: cuticle protein 10.9
Cellular component (GO): chitin-based extracellular matrix
Molecular function (GO): structural constituent of chitin-based larval cuticle
Source: RefSeq, a predicted model, not a curated record
CGGAAGCUGAUUGGCGGUGGAAAGGGCAACCGCUGGACCGGCUGAGGGUGCUAUAAGAGCGGAGAUGAGCCAGUGCUGGGAGACCCAUCCGCGACUCGCGUCUCCCAUCAAGCAGUAGUGCUACCGCAACAGUGUCUGUCCGGACUUCCACCGACUAACCGCCACCAACAUGCAAAAGUUCGUUAUCCUCCUGGCCUGCAUCUGCGUUGCCGCCGCACAGCGGGGCUUCGCGCCGGUGGAGAACUACCCUCCGAUCCCGUACUCCUUCAACUACGCCAACCAAGACGCCGAGGGCUCGCACACGCACGAAGAGAGCGGCGACGGCAACGGACGGGUCCAGGGCCGCUACACCCUGUCGCUGGCCGACGGCCGCACGCGUACAGUCACCUACACGGCCGACGAGAACGGCUACCGCGCCGAGAUCGUCACCAACGAGCAGGGCACCGAGUCCAAGAACCCCGCUGACGUCGUCAUCCAGUCGAGCGCCCUGCCAGGACCCGAGGCCGCCAUCGCCAACGAGCCCAACCGCCUGAGGGGUUAGGCCGCCUACAGCGAGCUUCCCUUCUUGACCCCAUCCACUUCCUGUGCAUGAUUUCACGUGUAACGGUAACGGAAAAGAAUGUCCCGACGCUCGUGUCGUGGCUCGCAAGUGGCGUGCCCAGCCGGUGUUUGUAAAUUUUUCUUCCUCUUUCCCUGUCGACACCCCCUCCGGCUGUGUUAAUUGUUGUCGCAGUGCUUUGUUCGUGUGCUGUUUGUUGUGUUCUUUUUUUUUUUUGCUGUGCAUCGUCGUGCAAGUGUUUGUCCCAUUCCUGUUGGUCCGAAUGUUGCCCUACUGCAUCCCCCCCCCCCAAGUUUGUUCGAGUAGACAAAACCGCCUCGUUGAGAUUAAAAGUUACCACUGCCUGAAGUGACAGACAGGGUAAUCGCUCUCUGUGAUGGGCGCGUCGCUUUCCGUGCAUUCUUGUUUUACUUUGCGUUUGCUAUGGAAGCUGGUAGCUGCAGCCGCUGGACUACGGCUUCUCGUCUGCGGGGAGCGUAUUAAACUCUCUUAAGCGAGAUAUCGUGUAGCAUCCCUCCUUUCGUUCCUAUACAGUGCAGAAGCUUUCCCAUCAACUCGCGCGGUUGGCGCACUCGGCGCUACAGCUCACGAGUGUUUGGUUCCGAAUCGCCGAGUCACCUCGUCAUCGACACCCACUAAGCCGCCUCGCAUCAAGCUAUGCGCGCCCGCUACAGAAAAACAACGGCUGUUCGGUGUCGUGAACUUUGGUUGUAUUUUCUGUUUCGUUUUGUUGUUUUGAUGCGUGCUUAAUAAAGAAUGACGUCACCCGUAUA